AUGAUUCGCGCUAUUGGGGGGGUUGAGGGGGACGAAAGUCGCGGUGCGUCUCGUGCAAAAGGGAAAGGAAACGCGCGGGCGAAGCUCCUUGAUCCGUGUGCCUUCGAAGAAGAAGGCGCAUACAUCAAGGCUACACUCCGGGAACAUCAACGCGCGAAGCUUGAACGUAUCAGAAAUAGCUCGCCCGCCUCUUUAUACCAUGCGAAGCGGAAACGUAUUUCGAGCAGGGGGGGAAAGGCUAACGAGAUCAGGGAAGAAGUGGAAGAAGAAAUGGCCCAAUGGGUUCGCGAAUGUAAUCGCCUAGGUUUGAAAGCACCAUCAACGCACAAAAUUCGAAUGACCUUUUGCGCAUUGAUGUGGGAAAAGGGAGACAGAAGCUAUUACGGUAGUAGAAGCGGGCCCGGGUCGAAGGGGUGCAUAGACUGGAUGCGGAAGUUCUUCAUGCGCUACGAUUUGAAAAGUACGAAGCGCAUGACGACGAACCACGCGAGACAGGACACGCAGGUGAGGGC
Molecule: messenger RNA, 512 nt
Organism: Amoebophrya sp. A25
Lineage: Eukaryota; Dinophyceae; Syndiniales; Amoebophryaceae
Source: the annotation of a GenBank genome assembly